CUUAAAACAUAUCCGGUAAAUCUUUGUCAUGGAGAAAGAAGAACUUCCUCUUUCUUCUAGAUUGUACCCGUGUAAUCUCUGCCAAGUCCUUAAAUUAAUAAAAUAUCCCUAUACACAUUAAGAUGGGUAGGGAGGACAAGGCAACAUGGAAAUCCAAUUAUUUUACAAAACUUGUCCAACUAUUGGAUGAUUAUCCUAAAUGUUUCAUUGUGGGUGCAGACAAUGUUGGUUCUAAACAAAUGCAACAAAUCCGUAUGUCUCUUCGUGGAAAUGCAGUUGUAUUAAUGGGAAAAAAUACUAUGAUGAGGAAAGCUAUCCGUGGUCAUAUUGAGCGUAAUGCAGCACUUGAGAAACUUCUUCCACAUAUUCGUGGAAAUGUUGGUUUUGUUUUUACCCGUGGAGAUUUAAUUGAAGUGAGAGACAAACUUUUAGAAAAUAAAGUCAGAGCACCAGCUAGAGCAGGUGCCAUUGCACCAUUGAGCGUAAUUAUUCCUGCUCAAAAUACUGGUCUUGGUCCUGAAAAAACCUCAUUCUUUCAAGCUUUGAGUAUUCCAACUAAAAUUUCUAAGGGUACUAUUGAAAUUAUUAAUGAUGUACAUAUUUUAAAACCAGGUGAUAAAGUAGGUGCAUCUGAAGCUACUCUUUUAAACAUGCUGAAUAUUUCUCCAUUUUCAUAUGGUUUACUUGUUGAACAAGUUUAUGAUUCUGGUACUAUUUUUGCACCUGAAAUUUUGGAUAUUAAACCAGAAGAUUUAUGUGAAAAAUUUAUGGCUGGAGUAGCAAAUUUAGCUGCAGUUUGCUUAGCUAUUGGUUAUCCAACAAUAGCUAGUGCACCUCACAGUAUUGCAAAUGGAUUCAAGAAUUUAUUGGCAAUAGCUGCUGUUACUGAUAUUGAAUUUCCAGAAGCAACUACAAUUAAAGAAUAUAUUAAAGAUCCAAGUAAAUUUGCAACCACUGUUUCUGUUGCUGCACCAGUUGUGUCUUCUACAGAAACACCUGCUGCAGAAAAGAAAGAAGAAAAGAAAGAAGAAUCUGAAUCAGAAGAUGAAGAUAUGGGAUUCGGUUUGUUUGACUAAAAUAUAAAUAUACAUACAUACAUGUAUGUAUUAUGAUAUGGCUAAAUUCACAAAUUUUUUAAAAUAUAAAAAUAUUGUAAUAAAAUAUGAUUUAUAAUA
Molecule: messenger RNA, 1175 nt
Organism: Apis dorsata (giant honeybee)
Lineage: Eukaryota; Metazoa; Arthropoda; Insecta; Hymenoptera; Apidae
Gene: RpLP0
Product: 60S acidic ribosomal protein P0
Exons: 5
Coding region: 123-1076 (317 amino acids)
Biological process (GO): ribosomal large subunit assembly; cytoplasmic translation; ribosome biogenesis
Cellular component (GO): cytosolic large ribosomal subunit
Molecular function (GO): structural constituent of ribosome; large ribosomal subunit rRNA binding
Source: RefSeq, a predicted model, not a curated record